GCUCCGGACACACCACCAAUUUACAGGCGCACUAGACGAGUGAAGUACCCUGGGACCACCAGCCACCGAAAAGGUUUUGUGCUUGAAAAACCUUCUACUGUAGUGUUAGUCUAAACUUUGACUCCUCGCCAUUGUUGAAGAUGAAGAGCCUUGUUCGUGUUUGGGUCGGCAUUGUGGGUCUCACAGCCAUAGUCACAUCAUUGCAAAGCUUCAUUGAUAGCUCCUUCCUAGCAGAAAGAAUUUACACUUUGGACAAGGACUCAGUGACUCCAGCCCUUGGCAGACUGUUUGGAACCUGGACUUGUCUGGCUGGUGUAGUGAGGAUUCUCUGUGCUGUAUUUAUCACCAGUAAACCGUUAUACUUCGCCACAACGUAUUCCUUCGUGCUAGCCUUCGCUUAUUUUGCUUCAGAGUUGCUGAUAUUCAAAACAGUGGAACUUUCAGCUGGAGUCAUAUCCCCACUUAUUGUGGCAGGCGGUUCAACAGUUCUGAUGCUCCUAGCGUAUCGAGGGAUAAUGGAUCAACAAAAUCUGCAAACGAAGAAACACUAGGAGAAGCAGUUUGUUAUUGGCUGAUGAAUGGAGAAAAGUGACAACAAAAGGAUGAUUGACUGGAGUGGGACUCAAACCAAGGAGAGGAUAAAUUAACGAAAUUGUCAUUCCUGGAGUGCAGCCACUUGUGCACUCUGCCAGUAUGUGUCACAUGCCAGUGUGUGCCGAGCUCCAGCGAGCUCAUCUACACAUCCCAGUUUUCAUCUUUGUUUUUAUACAUCAUCAUGUACAUUAUGUACAUUAAGUUCAAUGUGUAACGAUUUCUAUUCAUGAACUCAAAGUAAACUUUUUUCAAGGAAACACCAAAAAAUGUAUGUUCCGAAAAGGAUUUUAUGUUCAUUCAUGUACCUGCAUUGACAGUCAUAAUGAACAACGGUGAUUUGGGGGCACUUCAAUCCACUUCCAUUACUCGACUUUGACAGUGGUUCAAAUGGAAAUUGUGUGUGAGAUUGGUAAUCAAAGGGGGCCUUCAGUAUGAAACCAACAAUUUGUUUCUGGUUAAUUGCCAGACCUUUUAUGUUGUAGGGUUUACAUAGCACGUUAGCGCAGAGAUUAAAAACCUGUAUGUUUGAACCUUUUUAUUUUGGGUUUAUAGAGAUUAAAUCCCAUAGAAAUUACCCCUACCCAGCCUAAAACAUUUGUGCAAGAGUAUAUAUAUAUAUAUUUUGUGGUUUUUAUAAUUACAUAAUAACGAACAAUGAAGGUUUCAGAUGAUCAAAAUAAAUAUUUUAAACAAUCGGAAACUGUUUUCCAUGUUUUAGAGGCAGUGACAUUUUCAAUACAAUGUAUUAUAUCCAUGCAAGUUUUUGUCGACCUAUUCCUUAGAAUUGGACAGCGGCGUAGCUAGGGUAAGAGGGGCACACAACAGGUGCACCAUUUUUGUCUAGUGGGCACUUCUGGCAAGGUUUGUGCUUAACCUUUUCUUCAAAAUAAGCCCUUGACCUCAACGGGGUGCCUCCUAAAAAUAAAAAAAAUCAAUCAGAAGGGAAUUAAUUUGAGAAAAAUCUGGAAUCCAACAGGCCUUUUACCAUUCUGGUUAUCAAUCGUAGUUUCUUUUUAUUGGCCUUCAUUUUUUUUACGAAAAAAGGUAGUAGUUUUAAUACUCUUUUAUCAAACUUGAGAAUCGCUGAUGAAUAUAAAUCAAUAAUAUUAAAAGUGAUACAACACAAACAAUUCGCAUCAAAGAGGAAGACUGAACUCGAGUCUAAAGAUCUAAGACCAAAUCAAUUUAGUCUCUUCCAAUAUUUAUUCAAUA
Messenger RNA from Asterias rubens (European starfish), 1806 nucleotides. RefSeq names its product probable ergosterol biosynthetic protein 28. Bases 141 to 551 code for a protein of 136 amino acids. The transcript has 5 exons. The record is from RefSeq and is a predicted model, not a curated record. Lineage: Eukaryota; Metazoa; Echinodermata; Asteroidea; Forcipulatida; Asteriidae. Gene Ontology annotation, molecular function: protein-macromolecule adaptor activity. Gene Ontology annotation, cellular component: endoplasmic reticulum; membrane.